Toxotes jaculatrix (banded archerfish) is the source of this 6571-nucleotide messenger RNA. RefSeq names its product LARGE xylosyl- and glucuronyltransferase 2 (gene large2). The coding region runs from base 1631 to 3889 and encodes 752 amino acids. Gene Ontology annotation, molecular function: glucuronosyltransferase activity; xylosyltransferase activity. The transcript has 21 exons. Gene Ontology annotation, biological process: protein O-linked glycosylation via mannose. The record is from RefSeq and is a predicted model, not a curated record. NCBI's taxonomy places the organism in Eukaryota, Metazoa, Chordata, Actinopteri, Toxotidae.
CCCUGUUCCACCUGGACUCCUCCUCCAUGUUUGUUAAGCAUCACCUGACAGUGAAACGUGAAACUACUUUCUGCUGAUUUUUACCACUUCGUACCAACAACACAAGGAACGGAGAGAAAGAGAUGAAGAGAGAGGGAUGGGUUGAAAGAAGGACAAGAAGAUAUUAGAGUGAAACCACCACCCGUGGCUGUCUCCAAACUUUCUGUCUGGACACAAAGCCUGGACUCGGGACAGAGGACGUUUACUUCACCGUUUAUCCGUCAGUCUCUCUGUGCUGAAUGUCUCAGGCAGGUGAACAUGCAACAGCCAGUGCUCGUUCCAGCCUUUUACUCAGGAGGUCACUGCUUUGGAAAAGUGUUGACUGUGACAGAGGAGAAGCCGUAGAAACCUGGAGUCUGGGACAGUGAUUGGUUAGCUGCCUCUGUCUGUAAUGCAGCUCAGAAGAGAGAAGCCUGGACGAGGUGCUGUGCAGUGAGUCAAACCAUCAGAGCCUCAUCAGUCCAAAAGAAGAAAAACCUUCACAAACUGCAAACACCACCUUCUCUUCUGCAUGUUCGGGAAAAGUCAGCUGUGAUGUUAGAAGGAACCCUCAGCACUGCAGGAACUUUCCCACAAACACAGGAAACUUUCUGGGGAUUAAUGAACUGUCCCUGCCUGUGGACCUCAGGAACCUGGGGCUCAACAGCACAACAAUUAUCGAUCACAACUCGGCUCUUUUAAUACUUUCAUUUCUAUAAUAUUUAUAUACAGCUGCAAUCCAAAUUGUUCAAACCCCCCACAGCAAAUUAGGUUUCAGAAAUCCAAGCAGGAGCAGCAGGCAGCCUCUGCUAUUGGCUGAGCCUGUGUGGGGGCGGGUCUUGUCCUGGUGGGGGUGGCGCUGCUGCAGACCGCCUCAUUCUUCAGAGGGAGCUGAGCAGAGAGAGCUGAGUGUGUGUUCACCUCGCAGCAGACCCGGACCUGUUCACGAUCCGACGGCAGAGCGACGGAGACGGGACCUUUGAGAACCGCAGACCGGAUCUGACGGCGGCACCGGCCUCGCUCCUCUCAGCCCGGCUGGGUGCACCGUGCUGCGGCGGAACUCUGCCGGUGUCAGCCUCUUCCCUGGAGCUGUGCAGCCUCUCACGGUGUCUCUGCUCCACCACCUGGCGUCCCCUGCCCCGUCCGCUCCGCGCGCGCGGCUGUGUGCGCAUGAGCGCGUGAAGGCACAUUUGUAGCAGUGUUUACAGCUGUUAAUGUGAGUGCGCGCACACGCACACGCGCACACACACGGACUGGCUGUGGAGUCUGGGUUUUGAACACUGCCGCCUCCUCCUGCAGAUGUUUCCCUGGGUCCGGGUGGAUUUUUGAACCGUUUUCCGAGCCGCUGGAUUAGGACGCGGAGACAUUCACCGCUCCGGAGGACCGUCAGAGCUGCAGACACGACUGGAUUUUCUCCUGGAGGUUCCUGUGGACUGCGACUGAGGAGCUGCUCCGUCACUUCCCUUCACUUUUCCCACACUUGGAUUUCCGUGAAUCUGAUGAAAGGAUGCUGCAGGGACCUGACGAGGGACUGAGCCCUACCUGAGCCCCCUCCCCCCCCCCUCUCCCCCGACCCCCCCCCUCCCAGAGCCCUCAGCGCCGCCGUCCCACCAUGAACCUGCUGUGUCGUGGACGCCUGAAGCUGCUGGUGGCGUCUCUGACGGCCAUCGUCCUGCUCACCUGGCUCUACCUGCUUGCUGGAAACAUGGAGAAUGGACGCUCCCUGCUCCUGGCUCCCUGUCUGGCCGACACCCCGGCGGCCCAGGUCCUGGAGCGAGCCGUCCUGGAGUCGCGGGUUCGAGAGGUGGAGGAAGAGAACCGCCAGAUCCGGCUGCAGCUUAGCCAAUCGCAGGGCGCCGCUGCCGCCGCCCAGCAGUCGGACGGUAACUAUGGCAACCAGCAGUGGGGAGCAUCCGCGGACACGGGACCAGAGGACGGGGACAACACGGCGGAGGAGAAGAGCAACCACACAGAGUGUCCCCGAUCGCCCACCGUCCAGAAGUGUGAGCUCAUCCAUGUAGCGUGUGUUUGUGCCGGUCACAACGCCAGCAGAGACGUGGUCACGCUGGUCAAGUCCGUCCUCUUUCACAGGAGAAAUCCUCUUCACUUUCAUUUCAUCACCGACACAGUAGCCAAUCGGAUCCUGAGUUCUCUGUUCCAGUCCUGGAUGGUCCCGUCUGUGCAAGUCAGCUUCUACGAUGCAGAUGAACUCAAGUCCGAGGUGUCGUGGAUUCCCAACAAGCACUACUCAGGUAUUUACGGCUUGAUGAAGCUGACGCUAACCAAAGCUUUGCCCUCCGACCUGUCGAAGGUCAUCGUCCUGGACACGGACAUCACCUUCGCCACUGACAUCGCUGAGCUCUGGGGCAUUUUCAGGAAGUUUACAGAUAAGCAGGUGAUUGGUCUGGUGGAGAACCAGAGUGACUGGUACCUGGGGAACCUGUGGAAAAACCAUAAGCCCUGGCCUGCACUGGGACGAGGCUUCAACACAGGCGUCAUUCUUCUCUACUUGGAGCGACUGCGGCGAAUCGGCUGGGAGCAGAUGUGGCGACUGACAGCAGAGAGGGAGCUAAUGAGCAUGCUCAGUACGUCGCUCGCUGAUCAGGACAUCUUCAACGCCUUCAUAAAGCAGAACCCGGUCCUGGUGCACCAGCUGCCCUGCUUCUGGAACGUCCAGCUGUCUGACCACACCCGCUCCGAGCAGUGCUACACCGAGGUGUCCGACCUCAAGGUGAUUCACUGGAACUCUCCGAAGAAGCUCCGCGUGAAGAACAAACACGUGGAGUUCUUCCGGAACCUUUACCUGACCUUCCUGGAGUACGAUGGGAACCUGCUGAGGCGGGAGCUGUUUGGGUGCCCGAGUCAGGCGAGUCCAGACAGCGUCCAGCUGCAGACGGCUCUGGAGGAGCUGGACGAGGACGAUCAGUGUUACGACUUCCGCCGGGAGCGACUCACCGUUCACCGCGUGCACCUCUACUUCCUGCAGUACGAGUACACGCCCACGGAGGACGACACUGACAUCACACUGGUGGCCCAGCUGUCCAUGGACAGGCUGCAGAUGCUGGAGGCCAUCUGUAAGCACUGGGAAGGCCCCAUCAGCCUGGCGCUCUACAUGUCUGACGCCGAGGCUCAGCAGUUCCUGCGCUACGCUCAGGCCUCCGAGGUCCUCAAGAACCGCAAGAAUGUCGGCUAUCACAUCGUCUACAAGGAGGGCCAGUUCUACCCGGUCAACCUGGUGAGGAACGUGGCGCUGAAGAACGCCAACACCCCAUACGUGUUCCUGACUGAUGUGGACUUCCUGCCAAUGUACGGCCUCUAUGAUUACCUUAGAAAGUCUGUGGUGCACCUGGACAUGGCUCACACCAAGAAGGCUCUGGUGGUUCCAGCUUUCGAGACUCUUCGUUACCGUCUGUCCUUCCCCAAAUCCAAAGCAGAGCUGCUCUCCAUGCUGGACAUGGGGACUCUCUACACCUUCAGGUAUCAUGUGUGGCCCAAAGGUCACGCUCCUACCAACUAUGCCAAAUGGCGAACAGCCACCACCCCGUACAAGGUGGAGUGGGAGCCGGACUUUGAACCGUACGUCGUGGUGAGACGAGACUGUCCAGAGUACGACCAGCGCUUCGUGGGCUUUGGCUGGAACAAGGUGUCACAUAUCAUGGAGCUGGAUGCACAGGAGUACGACCUGAUGGUCCUCCCCAACGCUUUCAUGAUCCACAUGCCCCAUGCUCCCAGCUUUGACAUCUCCAAGUUUCGCUCCAGCUCCAGCUACCGCAACUGUCUGAACACCCUGAAGGACGAGUUCCACCAGGACCUGUCCAGGAAGUACGGCUCAGCUGCUCUCAAGUACCUCACCGCCCAGAGGAACAUCUAAGAACCAGGACUGCCGAGAGCACUGGACCGAUGAGCUCCAGGGGCUCAGACACGUACUGACGCCGCUGCGCCGCAGGCCACGUCGACGCCGAGAGCGAAUAUGACGGUAAAGCUUUACAGCCCUUUCAAACAUUCUCGGCCCCUGUGCAUUAAUUCUCCAGUCGACUCCACCGCAGGGUGACAGAGGAAGAGACGCAGAGACGAAAACACGAACAGGACAGAGUGAUGGUGGAAAUUCACUGGGCUGGCAGGACAAUGCAGAGCAGAGCGCGGACACUGAUCGGACGAGCUUUAUGGCCAGAAAAUAACCAUGUUCUUACAAUUUGUGACAAUCAGGGCUUUUUCCAGAACACAUGAACCUCUCUGUCCACCUGGACAUCUGAUCUGGACACUGCACGACGAGACGUGUGUCAUUUUGGGGAAAAACAUGAAAGAAGACGAUUACAGCGUGAGGCCAGUCGAACUGGGGAAAGAUUUAAGCCUUAUCACUUUCCAAGAUAUUUAAUGAUUUUCAUUUUCAGAAUUUUCUUUUUUUCCAGUGUAAAUCAAAACCAAUGAAUAACAAACAUUUACAAUGUUUUGAUUAUGACUUUACAUAAGAAUCCAUUUAUUUUUCCUUUGUUUUCUGACCUCUGACACCUGAACAUCCAUCACGUCCCAGUCAAAUUAUUUCAGAGUGUGAGCUUCAGGGAUGUGCUGCGUGCGUGCGUGCGUGUGCUGUGUGUGUGUGUAUGAUCCAACAUGUCGUCAGAAUGCUUACUGCUUAUGGUUGAAGUCAUUCUCGCUUUCAUCCUGAUCUUAUAUUUGCUUGCAUGUCAACAGCUGUGCCACAUGUUCAUUAGAAAAUAGACAUUAUUCUGUUUUUUCGUCAAACAUCUUUAAAUGAUAACAGAUCGAUCAUUACUGAUUGGGACCAACUCACGUGACCAACGCUGACAUCUUACAGUGAGUUGUUAAUAAAGCUGUUAGCUUUGAAAUGAGAUCGCUACGAAGGGCAGGAGCUCUUAGUUUCUUGUAUUUUGUGCCAUUAGAUUAUAACGCGUCUGAUUCACUGGAUAUAUGUGCCAUCUACUGCACCUCUCUGCCCACAGCCCCAUCUCUUCAUGAAGUCCAACUAAAAUUACAAAACUCUCACCUUUCUGCAUGAAUUCAGUCAGAUCUGGUGCUGAUCGGGUCCCGUUCUCCUGCUGUGGAUCCAAGUGGACUCUCGCUUUGAUCGGGUACUAAAAACAAAACGAUAUUUUAAGUUUCCAAUCUGGACCUGUGAGAACAGCUGCUGAUUGACAGCUAUGCCAGCAGGAGGAUGGCUAAACAACAUGAACAUUUUGUUCAUUAACUGCAACUCACAAGCCAAGGAUAGACAGCGUCAUGGUAUCAAAGAACAGUUUUCAACAGGAUGUAAACAAAUGUUUGGAUUUGCAGCCUGUUUUUCCCACAGUUAACUCACUGAUUAGCUCGACAAAAUAAUCUGACACCUCACAACAACAGGUCAUAUCACAUCAAACAAAACAAAAAAAAUCUAACAACCGGAGGCCAUACAGCUGCACACCCACAACAACCAAAGUCCAUUUACUGAUGAAGACCAUGAGAUGUGGCUGAAAGCUCUAGAAAUAAACUACGACCCUUAUUUUGUGCAACUGGUGUUUGCAGGGUCGAGGAUAAACUGUCCUGCUCAGAUCUCUCCUCUAUACAAAGUAGAUAUUAGAGAGGAAGCUAACGUUAGCUGCAGCUCACACUCUGUUUUCUGACUAUUCAUCAGUGACAGUUACUGUUUUAUGCAAAUACAGUCUUGAUUGAUUAUAUGCAAAGACGUUAUGGCUCUACAGUAUGUACGUGUGUGUGUGUGUGCCACAGAGUAGUUUAUGCUCAGAGGUGCUGCCACUAAACCACAAGUGUAAAAGGAAAUAAUUUCUUCUCUUUGGACACAGUUUUUUUUUCUGACAAAAAAAGGACCUGAAAUUCACAGAGCAGAUCUCUUUAAUGUAGCAAAGGGAAAAUAUGUCAUUUCGUUUCAGUUGGACUUUAAUCUUCCAAAUUUCAUUGUUUUAAUUUUGUUUUUUAACUCUUUUUGGAGGAUGGCAGUGUUGUUUGUUUGGUCUGUCCAACAUUUCCAACCAGCACCAGAUUAUUUGAACUGUUGACCCUGUUGCCAUGACAUUUAGAUCAUCAUGGUCCCCUGAGGAUGAUUCCUAAUGAUUCAAACCACUGUCAGAUCAAACUUCGAUCGACUACAAUUGAACAACUCUUUGCUCCCUGACAGUUUUCUGAACAUCAACUGGCCAGAUUCACUCAUCUUUCAGUAUAUUUAGGCCCCCCACCCCAUCCCCACCAUCCACGCCACUUCCAUUGACUUGAUGUUGAUUGUGGUAAAUGCUAGUGCCUUUGCUGUAUUGUGAAACUGGAUAUUGAUUGUACUGUUGUACUGACAGGGCCUGUGGAUAGUCAGGCGUUCUAUUUAUUAUUGUUGACUCAAAUCAAUCAUAUUUUUCUAUGUAAGUGCUUUAAAUAAAUUUGCCCUUUUUUAAUCACUUUGUUGGGGUAUUUUGUUUGUCUACACUGACUCAGAAAAUGUGCAGCUUCCUCAGCAAAUACAAACUUUCCUUUAAUUACCACAGUGUUUCCCCUGAAUUGAAGUUAUUUAGGGAUUACUGAGACCUUGGGGAUUUUUUUUUUAUUCUUACCC